AUGGCGGCCAAUUCUGUCGGAGCUGUGGUGGGUACUUUUGGUAACUUCCUUGUUUGCACCGCGGUUCUUUACACAAGCCCUAGACUACGAAGAUGCUCUAACUAUCUUCUUGUUAGCUUGGCGAUCGCUGAUUUGAUCGUGACCAUGGUGUGUGAGCCUUUAGUCGUGGGAAUUGUGGCCAAGAAAACGUUUUUCAACGACUGUGCAUCAAACCUGGAGCUCGCCUAUGUUGUUUCUUCUAACUUCUCGUGUUCAGCUUCUAUCAUGCAUCUAGCGGCAAUCAGCGUUGAUCGCUUUCUCGCCGUUAUUUUCCCUCUCCGUCAUGGUCGCAUAAUGAAGAGCUAUGGCUUGAAGGUCAUGUUGAUAGUUGUUUGGGGUGUAGCAGCAGUGUUUGCAUCUCUUCGUGUGCCUUUGCUAAAAGAAACAGCUUAUAUGGUCCUUGUGAUAUUUGCCAUAAGUUAUUUUUUGGUCAUCGGAUGCUACUUGUCGAUCACGAUUUCGGUAUUUUUAAUCGCAAAGAGAAAGAAGCAGAAGCGAAAAGGUGGAACGGUUGUCGCCAGUACCAAUGCAGAGCGACGGCUUGCCUUCACGCUGGCUAUUGUAAUUGGUGUAUUCACAGCUUGCUGGUUUCCCAUGAUCGUUGUUUUCUUUGCCGCCGGGAAAUCUCUGGUGAAAAUGUACGGAACAGCNUGUGUGUACCGAAAUUAAAAAAAGGUAAAUUUUAUAAAAAGUGAACAAAUUCUUAAAAGAGGGUCCCCCAUAAUUAAUAGGGUUUUUUAACCCUGCAAUCCCCACUUAAAAUUUCGCGCACCCCCGGGUUCCCCAGGGUUUUUUUUUGCCCCCCCCCCCCCCCCAUUACGCCUUCUUUCCCCAAACCCCCCCCCCCCCCCCCCUCCUUUUUUUGCUUUUAGAUCGCGAAUCCCGAGCCUCAAAUAAGGGAAAUCCCGGAUCCCGAAAAAAUCUAUUGGAGACCCUCUCAUAGUGCCUGGUAGUUUAUACAACUAGGAGUAAUCGUAGCCUAGGAGAGCGCGUUUGACAUGUUUGUUAGCUAUUUGUAUAACAAGAACGCUCUUAGUAGCGUGGGUCCCGCUUGCUUGGAGACCAUGGGGAGGUAAAUUUUGUUGUCAAAGGCGGUGGUGCUGUUAUGCUACUUUUUCGUUUUGAAUACAAAACGAGUAUUGUAUGUCAUAAUGUAAAUAUUCAAAACGUAAAAAUUGCAAGCAGAGACAGGCUGCACAUCUGGCUUAGUUUCACACCGGUGUGAAACCUUUGGAAACCUUUUACAUAUUGAUAUUACUCCAAUGAGGAGAACUCUUUCAGGGAAUUUACACUCAGAACAUUGAACGAUGGUUUUUAUCAGUAUAAAUAAAUAUAUAUAGCUUCUAUGUAGCGGACCAAGAUACGGCUCGGUACAGUUUUUGUUCAGUACAGGAAAAAUCAGAACCUUAUAUAACAGACAGUUAAUUCAGUUUGCCCAUAUUCCUGUUGAAUUUGUUGUCCGUAUACUAAGAUAUCAAAAUCGCGCGAAAGUAAUUACAUUUUCCAUAGCUGCUUACUAUCUGCUUUUGAUAUCUCGGUACAGCUGAUGUUUACGCCAUCUCAGAGUACAAUUUUUAGAGCUGUACAGAGCAUGCAUUUUAUCACAGUACCACUGGGAUAAAGCGUUUCAUUUUCCAGGAAAAUUACACUUUCUCGUCAAAACAGUCACUGACUCAGUCAGACCCGGAGUAGUUUACUUAAAUUUAGAGCUUAGUACAGCGAACGUGGUUAUAUUAUGUGAAAUUUAUCUAUCUGCGGCCCACAAUGCCAUGACCACAGUGCACGAUUUAUUUAAAAUUUAUUUUAUGUCAAGUUUUUUUUAACCGAUCCUGGAUCCCUGAUCCACGAUCCUAGUUUUCCAGUAAGCCUCGAAGUUUUUGCUCAUUAAGAUUGUAAUUUUUUUCCGAUCACUAAAGUAAUCACUUGUUCUGAUUAAAGUAAUCAACGUUGAAGUUGCUUCCAGUAGUAGUCAAAGGUUAAAUCAUUGAUACCUCAAGUAUUUAUAAAGUGCAACGCGACUCCACAUCUUAACAACUAGGAAAAUCUAUCAAUUAAAUACAUACCACAAAGUGAAUCUAUUUAACCGUAGAGUUCUAGUAAUUGCAACAAUAUUCUGAAAAACGUAACGCCUUAAAGUGAUUCGCUGGUUUCGCACUGCGCAUCUCUUACUGCACAUAACAAGAUGGCCGCCGUGAUAAAGAGCAUCUGCUAAAACAAGCUCGACUAAUUAAUAGGUGUACAGGUAGCAGUGGGCUAAACCUCUAAGUAAAGUACAUGUAAGAGGGUCUCAUGGGGUGGUGGGUUUUGUGGUUAUCGGCUAAAAUUUUGGCUCUUUUACGGUUUCUCGGUUAUUUCUUUUUAGUUACGGUUUAAUUUCUUUUGUUUCAAAGAGAUAAAUAUUAAUAAACCUGUAUUUUUUCUAUCUUUAAAGCGAAAUAAAGGUCUUAGGAUGGUCAAUAAAAUUGGCUAAAAUUGGGAUACAGAAAAUUAAAGUCAUCUGGAAAGUUUAUUGAUACGUGGAGCCGCAAGCAGUAAAAUUUCUUUCCCGUAAUUUAAUCAGUUUUUUGCUUAAAUUACUGAUUAAAUCAAAAAUCAUCAAAGUUGACAGGUCUUUCUGAUAAUCAAAGCGACCGCUCGGUUAACCAUUUACAUCUUCAGUGCGAAGACUGUCACAAGAACAUUUACACCUUCAGCAUAAUUGCUUACCGUAACAGUGGUAGGUCGCUUCUGGUCGGUUUUAAAGAAUUUGACCGUGCCAUGUGCGCGUUGAAAUGUCAACGUUUAAACCAUACUGGAGCAUUAAAUUUUUGUUAUAAAGGCAAAGAGGCCGCUGAGUAGAAACUAAACUGUCCCAAAUUAUUCCGUUUCAUUGGUCUACGUUCAUUUUGAUGGGGCCUGUAUGAUGAAUUUACUUCACGUACGUAAACAAGAUCGAGUUGUAAAACAUUUCAUUUUGCUUUUGUGGAGUAAAUUCAUCUUAAAAUAGUCCAACCGGUUAACCACUUUCUUCGCGUACUUGUGAAAAUGAGCUAAAGUGCGAAAAUUUUCUUGUCGUGUAUUAGAUUUCAGUAUACAUAUUGUUAAUCUUCAUUUCGCGCCAGAAUAGAUUAGUUUGCGCGCAAAGGGCUUAUAUAAAAAUCACAAGGUUUGUUCCACUUCGAGUCCACCUUCUAGAUAUACGCCGGCUUGGUAGCUGGAAUACAUACACACUUUUUCUUCCUCGUCGUUUUUUUCCCACGACAUUUGUUUAGAUUUGUAGUGCGAAUGCAGUGCAUAUCGGUGGAUUUUACUUCAUCAUGUGGCUUGCUACUUUUGAAGAAGAGUGCCGGAUUUGCUUUGCUCGCCUUUAAUUUGUUGUCGAAUGCAAGGUAAAAGAACGGACUACUGUAAGGUAAGAACUGAAGUUUUAAAUUUGUAUCCCGGCGAAAAAUAGCACAGAACUCGUAAUACCCGGUGAAUAUUACCUCUCUGCCUAAUGUCAUAUGACGACUCCUCACUUUUUCGAUGGGCAACACGGAGACAAACAACAAUUUCUUUCGCAAUUUUAAGUAUAAUUUACUUAUCGAGACCAUUUGAGGUCGAUUUUUCAGUUCGUUACAUGCUUUAUUACUUGGCGGCUUAUUCCGGCUACGUGUGAGGAGUGAGAUGACAACGUUUGUGUGCUACAAUUAUACUUGAUAAUUUCUUACACCUUUGUACGGAUCGAUGAAACUCAUGAAAGCCAUACUUGUUUAACCCUAGCAAAAAACUCUUCUAUUAUGGAGAAACUUUACCUGAUGGUUGCACUAAAAUCUAAUAAUUGUCACUGCAUUUGCUCUCUGCAACCUCGUGGGCAGAAUAACCUGAUGGUUAUCCUAAAAUCUAAGAACAACUACCUUUACUCUUUGUACCCUUGUGGGUAGAACAUACCUGAUGGUUGCACUAAAAUCUAAUAAUCACUGCAUUUCGGCUCUUUGUAACCGCGUGGGUAGAACAUACCUGAUGGUUACACUUAAGUCUAAUUAUUCAUUCAAAAUAUUUCCCCGAUUCUGAUUGGCUAAAAGCACAUGCAUAAUUCACCAUAACCAGCUACUGAUGACCAAAUUUGGAACAAUUUUGCGUUUAAUGAACCGAUGAUGUCAAAAGUGCAGCUUUCUUGCAGAUUAAUGCACCAUUAACCAACGUUGUUCAAACUUGGUCAUAAUUGAGGUAGCUAAGUGAGGUACAAGCUCCCUUAAGCGAGUUUUAAAAAAAUCCCUUGGUACCGAGAAAUACAAAGGCAAGGAAAAGCGCAAUGGCGUCCCUCGUUACUUUACUAUGGUAAUUCUGAUGUCAAUAACACAUGGAUCUUCACAAAGUUUCAUCUUUAUAAUUAGUGCAGGUGUGGUAACGUUUUUGGGAUAUCUUUCUUAAUGCUGACGUAGUAAACGCUCAAAGUGGGCAGGUAUACUCCCUAAAAAAUCCAGUGGAGCCACCUUAAGAUCUGAGGACGGCGACGGCUACAAAAACGUCACUUGAAAAGUGAAUGCUGGCUGCUUUAAACUAUAUAACGCUUAAUUACUUCGUCGAUUAAUUCGUCAAAUACGUUGUGCCUCAUUUUGACGCUCUAACUAGCGUGGUGAUUCGUGGUCAAGUGUUCCUGUCUUCGUAAAGCGUUUUUGAUUUUCAAACUUUGUCAUAAUUGAGGCAAUCAAGGGAGGUACAAGCUCCCUUAAGCGAUUUUUGAAAAAAUCUCUUUUUACCGAGAAAAACAAAGGAAAGUAAAAAGUAUAAUGGCGUCUUUAAAUUACUAUGGUAACUCUGAUGUCAAUAGAACAUGGACCCGUAACAAAUUUUCAUCUUCAUAUAAUACAGCUGUGGCAACGUUUUUUCGAUAUCUUUGUUGAUGCUGACGUAGUACAAGCUCAAAGUGGGGAGGCAUACUUCCUAAAAAAUCCAGUCGAGCCUCCUUAAGCUCCCUAUUAAUCCGCCUUACACGGUCUGUAACGGAACAAUUUACAACAGGAGGCUUUUUAUCUCCUCCCUUCAGUAAAUACUUCUUAAGAACGUUGUUAAAUAGUUUACGCAUGAUUAUGAAAUUGAAAACGGAUUAGCGUUGAAGCGGUUUCUACUGAGAAAGUGGAGACGUAACACCAAAUGUUGGUAAUAAGAACGGGCAUGUCUAACGUAGUCUUAUCGCCACGGUUGACUAUAUUAAGUUUCAUUCUUUCAUUUCCAUUGUAGAAUCAGGGGCGUAACAUCUACAUCUUUAAUCUAUAAAGGUUUCACAUAGAUGUGUUCAGGUAGAGCUCACAGCAUUGAGAUACAGGUUACAUGUUUUUAUGUAUAAAUCAUAAACACCAUCAAAUAUACGGUACUCAUGUUGUAACAAAUUAAAUAAUUAAAUUACUUAUGGCUCGUUUGAAGCCAUAAUAUGUUUUAGAUUUAAAGUCAGUCAGAUUCCAGUCCCUAAUACCAGCCAAAAAUAGUUGUGGGUAUUUCCUGACGAGGAGGGUUGAAUUAACUCCUUAUAGGAAUUAUACUGGCGGGUGAUAAUUUUUCUCUUAGGCUUAUUAUGGUCAGGUAAAUGGGUCAGCGUAAAUUUACAUACCUGUCUCAAUAGACAUUCUUACGAACUACUAAAAGCGAAACUUGGGAACUGUCUUGCAUAUUUAGUCACCCUUGCGUAUUUAAAAUCAUUGCGGCCGUUCGUUCAAUUCUCGUUUGGAUUUUGGAUUUGUCCAAAACGAAACAGCUUCUUUACCUUUAAACAACCAAGCAUGAAAAACAGUUCGAGUUCUCUGGAAAACACCAUCAACCUCUCUGCUUCAGACUGUUCCCUUCCACUGGCUCAUGGCAUUGGCCUAAUGGCGGCCAAAAGACAGCCUCGACACCACCCAUGA
Porites evermanni is the source of this 5900-nucleotide messenger RNA. NCBI's taxonomy places the organism in Eukaryota, Metazoa, Cnidaria, Anthozoa, Scleractinia, Poritidae. The record is from the annotation of a GenBank genome assembly.